Melozone crissalis (California towhee) is the source of this 1065-nucleotide messenger RNA. RefSeq names its product cytohesin 1 interacting protein (gene CYTIP). NCBI's taxonomy places the organism in Eukaryota, Metazoa, Chordata, Aves, Passeriformes, Passerellidae. The record is from RefSeq and is a predicted model, not a curated record. Gene Ontology annotation, cellular component: cell cortex. The transcript is spliced from 8 exons. Gene Ontology annotation, biological process: regulation of cell adhesion. Gene Ontology annotation, molecular function: protein binding. The coding region runs from base 1 to 1065 and encodes 354 amino acids.
AUGGCCCUGCGGCGGCUCCUGCAGCCCAGCUCCAGCUGCAGCUCCUGCGAGGAGCCGGCACCGCCCGCGGACGGCAGGAGGAUGCAGCACCUGGCCAGCACGGUGGGCACGCUGCCCCGCGGCCGCAGGCAGCUUGCCCUGUCCAGAUCCAUCUCCUUGGGCGACCCCACCAAGCCACAGAGGAACCUCGUUUCUAUAUUGAAAGAAGACAAAGAGACGUUUGGGUUUGAAAUCCAGACCAUCAGGUUCCCACAGCAGAAUGAUUUCUCCCUGGAGGUGUGCACGUGUGUCUGCAGGGUCCAGGAGGAGAGCCCUGCCCACCUCUCCGGCCUCCAGACCGGUGACAUCCUCGCCUGCAUCAACGGCGUCAGCGUCGAGGGCUUUGGGCACAAGCAAAUAGUGGACUUGAUAAAGUCUUCAGGGAACUACUUGAGGUUAGAGACUGUCAACGGGGCCUUUUUCCUGAGGAAAAUGGAGCUGGAGACCAAACUGCGGGCUCUCAAGCAGGCGCUGCACCAGCGCUGGGGAGAGCUGCGGGCGCUGCUGGCCCGGGAGCGGCUCCUGCUGCACGGGGAGGUGAACGACAACGCCCUUCUGGGCUCGCUGGAGCCGGUAGAGCCCGGCUCGGCUGGCGGCUGCAGCUCGCCGGGCCCCUUCCUGCCGGGCAAUCCGCGCCUGUCCAGCGAGAGCAGCUCCCGCAGCCGGCUGAGCUCCAUGACGGUGGGCAGCGAGGACAGCUUCUACCAGGGCAGCGCCGCCGAGGACUGGGCUGCGGAGAGCCUGAGCCGGCAGUCCAGCCUGGACGAUGACUGCGUGUUCCGCAGGGACGGCCCCGGGGCCGCGGGCAGGGCCUCGGUGCGGCGGCACCGCAGCAUCAGCCUGGCCGGCAGCAGCGCCAGCCUGGCCAGCAGCGGCUCCGCGUCCCCGCUCUGGGACAGUGGCGGGGGCUCCAGCAGCUUCGGCACCCUCCCGCGCAAGAGCCGCAGGGCCAGCGUGCGGAAACACCUCCUGAAAUUCAUCCCCGGCUUCCAGCGCGCCGUGGAGGAGGAGGAAAGCCGGGUCUGA